Ambispora gerdemannii is the source of this 1527-nucleotide messenger RNA. The record is from the annotation of a GenBank genome assembly. Lineage: Eukaryota; Fungi; Glomeromycota; Glomeromycetes; Archaeosporales; Ambisporaceae.
AUGCAGUUGGAAGCGAUACGGAAAGCUGCUCUUACUUUACGUCAAGGAAAAACUAAUAUCACUACUACACAGUUAUAUCAAAAACUUCAUUAUCCCCUUACGAGUAAAACAGCUCUUCGCAUCAAGUCAUAUAGCAUUAGUAGCAUUAGCACCUUGCAUUUAACUACUGCUCGAAAAGCAUCAGCACUGAACAUACCGAAAGCCUAUCAUCAUACCUUUGUGGGGAAUCUGCGCACUCUGAAUCCCCCUCGGUUAAUCUUUACAUUAUCCAGAAAUGACUCUUGUAACCCAUUAAUAUGUCCGCGAUGGAUACAGGCGAGAUAUUAUGUCGAUAAAAUUAUCUACGUUCCUAAGAUGGCCGAAUCUAUCUCCGAAGAGGUUGGAGAUUUUGUAAAAGAAGAUGAGGAACUAGUAUCAAUUGAGACGGAUAAGGUUGAUGUUCCUGUCAAUUCUCCAUACACGGGUAAAAUAGUUGAAAUAUAUGCUAAUGAAGAAGAUAACGUAGAGAUUGACGGUAAACUUCUCAGAUUGGAAUUGGGUGAUGCUCCAGCUGACGCUGCGCCAGAGGCACCUAAAGAUACUAAAGCAGAACCUCGUGAGGAGCCUAAAGAGACUAAAGCAGAACCUCGUGAGGAGCCUAAAGAGACUAAAUUGGAACCUCGUGAGGAACCUAAAAAAGAGGAACCUAAAAAAGAGGAACCACCUACGCCUCACCAUGCAAAAACACCUCCCGCUCCGACCCCAAAGUCCGCGCCAACACCUCAACCGACUGCUCCAACACAAGCUGCAAUCUCGAAAUCUCCUUAUGGCGAUCGUGAAGAACGUCGGGUCAAAAUGAAUCGAAUGCGAUUGAGAAUCUCUGAACGGCUCAAGGAAUCACAAAAUACAGCCGCUUCUUUGACUACAUUUAACGAAAUUGACAUGACUAAUCUUAUGGAUCUUCGUAAUUCAUACAAAGAUACUAUAUUAAAGAAAUACGGAGUGAAAAUCGGAUUCAUGUCUGCGUUUGUAAAAGCUUCUGUAUUUGCUCUUCAAGAGAUACCAGUAGUCAAUGCUACUAUUGAAGGACCAAAUGGCGGUGAUACUAUCGUGUAUAAAGAUUAUGUGGAUCUAAGCGUUGCUGUUGCUACUCCCAAAGGUCUUGUAACUCCCAUUUUGAGAAAUGCUCAUGCUAUGGCAUCGUUUGUGGAAAUUGAGAAAGCUAUUGCCGAAUUGGGACAAAAGGCCAGAGAUGGCAAACUUUCCAUUGAAGAUAUGGCAGGUGGAACAUUUACAAUUUCGAAUGGAGGCGUAUACGGAUCGUUAUACGGAACUCCGAUUAUAAAUCUGCCACAGAGUGCUAUUUUGGGCAUGCAUGCGGUUAAAGAACGUGCUGUUGCCAUCAAUGGACAGGUCGAAGUACGUCCAAUGAUGUAUAUCGCUCUAACUUAUGACCAUCGCUUGAUUGACGGGCGUGAAGCUGUUACAUUCCUAAAGACAGUUAAAGAGCAAGUCGAAGAUCCUCGUCGUCUGCUUUUGGGAAUCUGA